Molecule: messenger RNA, 2613 nt
Organism: Varanus komodoensis (Komodo dragon)
Lineage: Eukaryota; Metazoa; Chordata; Lepidosauria; Squamata; Varanidae
Gene: YPEL5
Product: yippee like 5
Exons: 4
Coding region: 344-709 (121 amino acids)
Source: RefSeq, a predicted model, not a curated record
CAGCUGAGUUGAGAGGCUGCCGUUGAAGCAGUCGACGGCCGGCGGUGCUGAAGCCGUUCCUCCGCUGGCUUCUCGGCCUCCCCCCGCAGCCCUCGGCUCAGGCCGCCCCGUGGUCGCUGUCCAUCCGCAGCACAGCCUUCUCCGUCGCCAUUUCACUCCCGGGAUCGCCAGCAACAACACCGCCUCGCCUUUUGUCCAGCUGGAGUCGCAGCGCUCGCUCUCUUGCGGCAAGCGGAGCGCAGAACUGUCGCUAGGAAGCUCUGCGGGGUAUCCCUCUUUUCUUGAUCUCUCUCGAAAGAGGCGUUUCCAGCCAGGACAGUCGGAGCUCCACUGUACUUUAAAAAUGGGGCGGAUUUUCCUGGAUCAUAUUGGUGGUACUCGUCUGUUCUCCUGUGCAAAUUGUGACACAAUCUUGACCAACCGCUCAGAACUCAUAUCUACUCGUUUCACAGGAGCUACUGGACGAGCCUUCUUAUUUAACAAGGUAGUAAAUCUGCAGUACAGUGAAGUCCAGGACCGAGUCAUGCUCACUGGCCGCCACAUGGUUCGUGACGUGAGCUGCAAGAACUGCAACAGCAAGCUAGGCUGGAUUUAUGAAUUUGCAACUGAAGACAGCCAGCGCUACAAGGAAGGCCGUGUUAUCCUCGAAAGAGCUUUAGUCCGAGAGAGUGAGGGAUUUGAGGAGCAUGUUCCAUCUGAUAACUCUUGAAUGGACAUCUCCUUGUCUUCAGGCUUUCUCUGUUGAAACUUUUAAAAAGAGAAAAAUCAACAAAAAUAUAUACUUACAUACACUGUCACCUUAGCAUCAAGCGCUGGAUUCAUGAACUGCAGAGAGGGAAAAAGUGUAAGAAUUCCAGAUGGAAACGUUCCUUUUUUCUUUUUUUACCCCUUUCUCUCAGUUGUUCUUAGAGAAUGCUGUAUGGAUGCUGUAACUUUGCCUUUUCUUCCUCAGUCUCAGAUACGUAUGCACUUGUUGUUACAAAUCAUCUUGAAAGGAAUUGGGGUAUCUGUUUUUAUUGGAGAGAAAUCUGUUGAAUUUUUAGUUAGCAAAACCUGUUGCAUUAAGAAAUUUUAGUCUAGCAAUGUCUUUUAAUUUAUUUCAAUUUUUCUUCUAAGUUCUUAAUUCAUUUUUAGCCAGACGUUUUCACCUGACCUAAGAAGAGAUUGUAUUUGUGACAAGCGCUAAAGGUUCAGUGUUUAGUCAAGUUUGUGCUAGCCGUUGAUUUAUAUUCUUGUUGGGUUCACUGGUAGUACAGAGUCUGUGCUUGUCUGAGUCUUUUGCUUUGUGUAACCCAAAGUUGUCAUUCCUCAUUUACUUAAGCACCCCUUCCACCAUAAGACUGGUGAUGACUAUAGCCUUUUAAAAGGCAGAAAAAGAGGACAAAACUGCUUGUCUUUCCAGUUUCCAGAUGUAACUUACGCAAUGGUAUUAAGAAAUGGCUGUCCAAUCUGGUGUUGUUUCAAAACUAAAUUGGUAAUGAUGAGGAUUGAGCAGUUGCUAUAGCUGCAGCAUUUCCCACCCCUUCUCUUGGCUGACCUCCUUACAUAGAAAAUUUGCAACUCUUAAUCUUAUAGUUCCCACCCCACCUUUUAACCUGUAGCUUUGCAUUUAAAACCUGGCUGAAAAGAAAAAGGGCAUGCCAGCAUGUGUAAUCAUGUGUACAGCCAGUAUUCUGAUCUACAGCUGUUCAAGUGGCUAAUAACUUGUCUUCAAAUGCUGCAUCUGAUGUCAGAGCACUUACUCUUAGUUGCAUCUUAGCAUUGUGGUGCUGGACCUUUACUGCUUUUAGCAGCAUAACAAGUUCAUGUAGCUGUGGUUAGUCGCUGGGUUACCUGGUGCUUUUUGUAACAGUUAAUUGUGUUGCAAUAUUGGAUCAUGCUCAUCUGAGCAAAUGUUUCUGUAGAUUCUCCUUUCUCAGGGGUGCCCAAACAUUGUUGCCAGAGUGGCCUGCUCAAGUUAGGUCCCCCCCCCCCGACUGCUUUGUGGAAAUCCAAAAAAAAAGAGCUGCAUCUAAGAAAAUUAAUUCCAAUUUAUACUCUCCUUGUCAGUACUAGCUAUUUCAUAGAGAAGGUAUUUGCCUUAUUGCAACUCACUAUUAAGCACCUGAUAACUUCUAAUAAUGAACAAGGAAUGGAAUGAAAACACUCUAUUAGCAGUGGAAUGAUUGUCAUUACUACAAUCCUAACCACAUUUGCAGUGGCUAGGAUGGGGCAGGAGGGUGCAUGCCACUGCAAGUGCCUUUAGGAAUUUGGUUCCAUGACCCCUACCUCCCCUAGGUAACUAGCAAACUGGAGGGGGCUUGUGGUUUUGUUUUACACCCCAUAGGUAGCAUUCUGGCCAUUGAUCUGCAAUUUGGGCACCCUUCUUUGCCUGAAGUAGCUCUAAUAUGCAAAUUAGAGGGAAAAGAUGUAGAAUUGUGUGCUGCAGCUAAAUUGAAGGAUAUUUUAAAAAUAGUGUAUUGUGCCUCGGAUGAGUAAUCUUGGCUACUGACUUCAGUAGAUCGCUGUUAUUUUAAUAGCUGAGUUUCAUUAGUCUGGCAACUUGUCAUUGGCACAGUCCUUAUUCUAUAUGUAUUUUUGAUGUUGCAGUACAAUAAAGUAUGUUUUGUCCUG